ACGGGGACAGGGGACACGGGGACAGCGGAGGCUCGGCAUGGCGCACUACGCGAGGGGCUCGGCCGUGGCCGUCAUCCGGCUCUGCAACCCGCCGGUCAACGCGCUCAGUCUGGCAGUUCUCCAGACUUUAGAGGAUGGCCUGAAGAAAGCUGAUGCAGAUCCCUCAGUGAAAGCUGUUAUGAUUUGUGGUGAAAAUGGGAAAUUCAGUGCAGGAGCUGACAUCCGAGGCUUUUCCACCCCGCAGCGCCACCCAGGCAUUGGCCUGGCCCCCAUCGUGUCUCUCAUCGAAAGCAGCGAGAAGCCAGUGGUGGCAGCCAUCGAGGGCGUSGCCUUGGGAGGAGGACUGGAGGUGGCUCUGGGCUGUCACUACCGCGUUGCACACGUGAAGGCUCGGAUGGGUUUUCCAGAGGUCACCAUUGGGUURCUUCCAGGUGCUGAAGGCACUCAGCGACUCCCGAGACUGAUUGGAGUACCCGCUGCUCUGGAUAUGAUCACGACAGGAAAACACAUUCCAGCAACUGAAGCACUGAAGCUGGGCUUGGUUGAUGAAAUUGCGGAAGAAAAYACCAUUGAGGCAGCAAUCCGUUUGGCAAACAAAGUGAUUGGUCAGCCCUUGGCACCCCGCAGGCUCAGCCUGAAGCCAGUUCCCAGCCUGCCCAACAUGGAAGCGUUUCUGCGGGAAGCUCUGGUGAAGGUGAAGAAGCAGGCGCGGGGGUGCCUGGCUCCGGAGCUGUGCUUCCAGGCCGUGCGAGCCGCCAGCGAGCGGCCCUUCGCCGAGGGGCUGCGGAGAGAGCGGGAGCUGUUCCAGUUGCUGCUGAGCUCGGGCCAGGCCCGGGCACUGCAAUACGCCUUCUUCGCCGAGAGAGCCGUGCGCCGGUGGGCAACGCCCGCGGGAGCCUCGUGGAGCAGCGCUACCGCACAGCCCGUGCGCUCGGCCGCCGUCAUCGGGCUGGGAACAAUGGGCCGAGGAAUUGUGACUUCUCUGGUAAAGGCCAACAUACCUGUGGUAGCCCUGGAGCAGGAUCUGGAGAAUUUGAAGAAGGGAAGAAAAGCUGUGAUGCUCCUUUUGGAACGUGAGGCUAUGAAAAUGGAGGGGGGUGCCCAGCGCCUGGAUUUCCAUAACCCUGCACGUCUGCAGUUCACUGUGGACUUUGAUCUGUUGCGUGAUGUAGACCUGGUCAUCGAGGCUGUGUUUGAGAACAUGGCUCUAAAGAAGGAAAUAUUCCACAAGCUGUCAAAGAUCUGCAAGCCAGGGGCCUUGCUGUGCACAAACACAUCAGCCCUGAACAUCAAYGAAAUCGCCUCCGCCACGAGCCGCCCACAGCAGGUCAUCGGCACCCACUUCUUCUCCCCCGCUCACGUGAUGAGGCUGCUGGAAAUCAUCUACGGCARCCACACGUCCCCCAGUGCCAUCGCCACUGCCAUGCAGCUGGCCAAAGCCCUCAACAAAAUCGGAGUGGUGGUAGGGAAUUGUUUCGGGUUUGUCGGGAACCGCAUGAUGUUCCCGUAYGUACAACAGGCAGUUUUCCUUUUAGAGGAAGGAAGCAGACCGGAAGCGGUAGAUGAGGUGCUGGAAGAUUUUGGGUUUAAGAUAGGCCCUUUCCGCAUGUCUGACCUGGCUGGGCUGGACGUGGGCUGGAGGUCUCGCCAGGGGCAGGGUCUGACGGGGCCGUCSCUCCCCGCGGGCACGCCGGCCCGGCAGCGGCACGGCCAGCGCUACAGCCCCCUGCCAGACCUGCUGUGCGAGCACGGCCGCUUCGGCCAGAAAACCGGCCACGGCUGGUACCUCUACGAGAAGSCUGGGGGCAGGACAGCCACGCCAGACCCGUGGCUCCACAGCCUCCUGGCCCGCUACCGAGACACCCAUGGCAUCAAGGCCCGUGCUAUAGACCAGGAGGAAAUCCUGGAGCGGUGCUUGUUCGCCCUCAUCAACGAGGGGUUYGCCAUCCUGGCCGAGGGAAUAGCCUCAGGCCCAGAGCACCUGGAUGUCAUUUACAUCAAUGGCUACGGGUGGCCGAGGCACAGGGGUGGCCCCAUGUUCUACGCCUCCACUGUGGGGCUGCCCCGCGUGCUGGCCAAACUCCAGCAGUACUCAGAGGUGCACCCCGACGUGCCCGGGCUGCAGCCCAGCGCUCUCCUGAGAAAGCUGGUGGCUGUGGGGAGCCCUCCGCUCCAGGAGUGGAUGUCCUACGUCAGCUGGCAGAGCCCCAAGCUGUGAUUCUCUGAUGGAGGUUGAUCUCCUGGAAUCGGUGCUUUAAUUGCACUGUCUGUGCCAAUCAAACACAAAGUGCUACGGGUCCUAAAYGAAGUCACGGCCCUUCCUGGGCCUCCACAGGGAUUAACUUUUGCUGAUGAUUGAUCUCAGUCCCCCAUCUGCUCAGGUCACCACUGCUUCCAUCCCCCCUUCCCUCUCAGCCCCAGCCCCAUCCACUCUGUUCACACACUGCAGCACAAAGGCCAUCUCCUUUUGCACUGCCUGCAGCUCAUCACAUCUCAUCCUCCUCCAGCCUGCCUUUGGGCAAGGCAGGGAGCAUCAUCCAGAGCCCACAAUGCAAAUCAUGGCAGGAGCCAAGAAAAUUGUGAUCACAGUUCACCCAAGACCUGUUGGAUCUACCAGACCCUGCUUUCAAUCUAUUUCCCAGUUUGUUCAGUUCUUUCCUGUAGGAAAAGAGGCAGCCACCUCUACUCAAUUCCUUGUCUCUCCUGCAGCCAGCCAGCUGGAACUGCUCCCUUCCUGCUGCUGGGGACAKAUGGCACAAGGGUGCAGCACCUUUCAGAGGUAAAGUCAAAUGAAGURGAGRGAGCAGGAUUGGGCAGAGAGCAAGGGGCAGUCACUUGCUAUCCCCUGGUACUGUCUCUCCUCCCUGCUGCAGUGGACACUAAUAAAUGCCAGAAAAGCCAGAUACAUCACCCUGACUAACCUGCCCUGUGGUGUUGGCACACGACUGGCUUUCUGCAUCCAGACUCCAUCCUCUGUUGUCAUUAUCCCCACCUGGYUUUGUCCAAGCAGAAACAUCUUCUGGCAUCUCUUCAGUGUGGAAAUGUGCUGCCAUCACUCCCUGCAUCUUGCUUGCCUACAGCUACCAGCUUUGAGGCUCACCAGGCUCUAAUUGACCAGACUGAAACACAGCCUGGCCCUGAGCAGGUUUUACAUGGGCCAAGGAUGUGCUGAGAAGGGCACAGCACAAGAGUCGUGCAGGCAGGGUCACUGCUGAAGGCAGCCAGGGACACUUCUGAAGGCAGCCAGGGAGGUGGCAGAUCUCUAGCAAAGGGCAGAGCAGAAGGAGAGGGAGCCACCUUGCUCAGGGCUUGAUGGUUUAGGACAAAGUCUCUCAUUUCACAUGUCUAGUGAAUGCAUCUUCCAGUCUGGCAAGGGGAAUAGGUUGGUCUCUAUUCCCUUCUCAGGGACACUGAAUGKUUAACUUUUGAUUUUAAUUUAAUAAAACUGCUUUGAUUAUCUAAUGACAGA
Malurus melanocephalus (red-backed fairy wren) is the source of this 3469-nucleotide messenger RNA. It is a transcript of the gene EHHADH, whose product is annotated as enoyl-CoA hydratase and 3-hydroxyacyl CoA dehydrogenase. The coding region runs from base 38 to 2218 and encodes 726 amino acids. Gene Ontology annotation, biological process: fatty acid beta-oxidation. Lineage: Eukaryota; Metazoa; Chordata; Aves; Passeriformes; Maluridae. Gene Ontology annotation, molecular function: (3S)-3-hydroxyacyl-CoA dehydrogenase (NAD+) activity; NAD+ binding. The transcript is spliced from 7 exons. The record is from RefSeq and is a predicted model, not a curated record. Gene Ontology annotation, cellular component: peroxisome.